AUGGCCGACGACUUUUACGUCCGGUACUACAUCGGCCACAAGGGGAAGUUCGGGCACGAGUUCCUGGAGUUCGAGUUCCGACCCGAUGGGAAGCUUCGAUAUGCGAACAACUCCCAAUACAAGAACGAUCGCAUGAUCAGGAAGGAGGCGUUUGUAUCGCAGCUUGUGAUUGAUGAGCUCAGGAGAAUGAUCGAAAAAUCGGAGAUAAUGAAGGAAGACGAUACAAACUGGCCCCACCCUGAUCGCGUUGGGCGCCAGGAGCUGGAGGUUGUGCUUGGGAAAGAGCACAUAUCGUUCUCAACAACCAAGCUUGGGACGGUCCUCCAAAUUGCACAAAGCAAGGACCCAGAGGGGCUGAGGGUGUUUUACUAUUUGGUGCAGGAUUUGAAGUGCCUGGUCUUUUCACUGAUGAACUCGCAUUUCAGAAUACAGCCGAUUCAGAGAUGA
Messenger RNA from Ostreobium quekettii, 447 nucleotides. The record is from the annotation of a GenBank genome assembly. NCBI's taxonomy places the organism in Eukaryota, Viridiplantae, Chlorophyta, Ulvophyceae, Bryopsidales, Ostreobiaceae.